CGAUGGAGCGGGACCUGCUCCGCCAGGCGCUCGGCUCCCACGGGCCCGCGCUGCUCUCCCUCCUCCGGGCCGAGCAGCGCGACCACCCCGACUUCCGCGGCCUCCUGCCACCCGGGGGGGCCGGACUGGAGGCGCUGCCUCCCGCCAGGAAAGAAAGAGGAAUAGAUAACGUUGAAAUACAGCACUUCAUUGCUAAAAAAGCUGAUCUCCUUUUUUCUCAUUCUUGGAAAACAAAUGUGCCAACAACAACAGAAGCAAAUGAAGAAAAUGAAGAUUAUUACGCUACUAUGCCUCCUUUGGAGCAGUUCAUGGAUAUUCCCUGUGCAGAGAGGAGAGAGCUGUUUUUCCGUGAUAUUGAACGUGGAGACAUAGUGAUCGGACGAAUUAGUUCUAUUCGGGAGUUUGGUUUUUUCAUGGUGCUGUUCUGCCUGCGGAGUGGCGUCAUCCGGGAGGUGGCAGAUUUAGAAAUCACCGCACUUUGCCCACUGAGAGAUGUGCCUUCCCAUAGCAGCCACGGCGACCCCUUAUCAUAUUAUCAGACGGGUGACCUCAUCCAAGCUGCCAUCAAGGAUAUCGAUCGCUAUCACGAAAAGCUCACCGUGUCGCUGCACAGCUCUGCUCUUUCUCCCAGCCUGGCAAGUACCAAAUUAGGAGUAAUCAGCUCGGAAGACUUGCCUCUGCACUACAGGAGGAGCGUUGAAAUAUCCAGUGGUUUGGAAACAUUCGAAAAAGUUCUGCAUCACUCCUUGGGCUUCACCAAUCCAGCAGUAGUUGAGUUUCUGGUAGGCAAACUAGGACUGAGUGAAUCCAGCCCACCGUCCUUAAUGAGAAGACUCGAAAGCAAAAAUUUCAAUGAAGAGGAUUUUGCCCCUGCCUUGCGGAAAAAGCAGUCAGCCUCAUGGGCCUUAAAAUGCGUAAUGAUUGGUGUUGAUUAUUUUAAAGAGGGCCGCCAUGUGGAUGCCAUGAAUGAGUACAACAAGGCCUUGGAGAUAGAUGCACAAAAUGUCGAAGCCUUAGUAGCCCGUGGGGCACUAUAUGCAACGAAAGGAAGCCUAAAUAAGGCAAUCGAUGAUUUUGAAAUUGCUUUAGAAAACUGUCCCACCCACAGAAACGCACGAAAAUAUCUCUGUCAAACGCUUGUUGAACGGGGAGGCCAGUUGGAAGAGGAAGAUAAGCUGUUAAAUGCUGAGAGUUACUACAAGAAGGCUUUAAGCAUAGACGAGACGUUUCAAGAAGCCGAGGAUGCCUUGUUGAAACUUCGUAAGCAGAUGCAGAAAUCUCUGGAAAUGAGAGAGAAACAAGCUGCUAAAGAAGAGAGACAGAAAGAGAAGAAAAUAGAGACAAGUGUGGAAAAACUGCGUAAGCUCUUAAAAGAAGAGAAAAGGUUGAAGAAGAAAAGAAAAAGAUCAACUUCCUCCUCCUCUUCCUGUGAUACUUCAUCUGAUGAAUCCACUUCCUCCUCCUCCUCUUCAGAUCACAAAAAGCACAAGAAAAGGGAUCGGAACCGGUCCGAAUCCUCACGCAGCUCUAAGCACACACCUAGGAGCUCCUUAAAUCAGAGCAGGAAUGACGACUGUUAUUCUCCCCCAGCCAAUACCUCCGCUUCCUUCCUUAAUCAAAAGCAUGAAAUGGAGAAACUGUUGGAGAAGGACAGGCUAGCUCCUCAGAAGCCAGACGGGAGAGACAGGAACAGGUAUUGCUCUCUCUCGAGGACUUCUGCUGACGACGAGGAAGCUUACGGAGGUAGGUCUGAAGAGUCCAGGGAUUCCUGUAGCAACUCCAAGGUUCAGGCAAAUAGUAGCAGAGGUGAAAAACAGGGUAAGGUAGACAGAGUUCCCUCGGAUAGGUGGGAUAGCGCCGGUCCCCAUCGCAGAAAGUCUGAUGACAGAAACAAGACGCGCUAUUCGGGAAAGUUAGACAAAGACAGGGGGAGGAAGGAACCAUAUCGGAAGCACAGCCCAGGCCAAACAAAGUAUCCCGCAUCUCCAGCAGGGUCCGAUUACUCCACCAAGUCAGCCGAGCACUACAGGCAGUACACCAGCCGCUGGAUAAACGAGUCCAGCCGGUACAGUGCCGACAGCAGACCCGAGCUGGCACGGAGUCGGAGAGAGAGAGAACCUCAGAGCAGAGAAAAAGAUCCUGCCAAAGACGAGGCAGACGAGGAAGCUGCCCUCAAUGGCAAAGAGCAGCCAGGGAGUGGCACUAGGAAAAACCUGCCUCAGAAUCUACUCAACAUAUUUAAUCAGAUAGCUGAAUUUGAGAGAGAGAAAGGAGGCAAGCAGAAAAACCAAUGA
Messenger RNA from Euleptes europaea (tarantolino), 2294 nucleotides. RefSeq names its product tetratricopeptide repeat domain 14 (gene TTC14). The transcript is spliced from 12 exons. Gene Ontology annotation, molecular function: protein binding; nucleic acid binding. Bases 3 to 2294 code for a protein of 763 amino acids. Lineage: Eukaryota; Metazoa; Chordata; Lepidosauria; Squamata; Sphaerodactylidae. The record is from RefSeq and is a predicted model, not a curated record.